AUGUCACUAAGUCAGUCAUCAGAUAAUGAAGAUGCCGGGAAUGCUAGUUUUGUUGAAGAUGUUCAACCUAUAACAACAAACACAAAAGAUCUAGAACAACUAUCACUUGAAGAAUUGAAUCAAUAUCAAAACAAGAUAUCCCAGGAAUUCAAAAUUUUAUCCAAAGAUUAUCUCAAUAAAAGGCUUUCUCGAAUAAAUGUCAUGUUGGAUAAAUUAACUAGUCUGAUUAAGUUAGCCAAUGCUAAUGAAAAGAGUUGGUUAAAGAUUUAUACAUUUGAAAUUGAAGCUAUAAACAAUAUAAUGACAAACACUGAAGACUUAAUCAUGGUGAAUAACAAAACCAUUCCUCCAAAAACUGACUUAUUGAAAUCGAUGGAUGAAUAUGAAGAAGAAUUACAAGAGAUUUUCACCAAUUUACAAAGUCCAUUUGAUUUUGACGAUACUUUUAAAUAUGACAAUGGAGAAAUUUGUCAUUCAUUAGCAAACACUCAUUCUCAUUUAAGUAAAUUACCAUUCCCAUUUUUGUUCAAUCAAAGUUUCAAACCCCAUAGAGAUGAACUCAAAAGUAUAAGCUUGGAAAAAGAUUAUCAACUGGAAUUGAUUCAAAAAAAUUGUACCAAUAAUUCAACCAUUGUAUGGAAACAAUAUUAUGGUAAAUUAAACCAGCACAAGAACAAGUUAUUGAAUGAAACCCAACUGAAACUAAAUCAACUUUACAAGGAUUAUCAUCACUUGAAUCAAUCAAAAAAUGAAGAAUUGCUAGAUCGAUAUUAUUACCGAUCUUUGAUAUCCCCACAAUAUUUGCUAGAUACAAUAAAUGAUAAAAUCAACAUCACAAAUACUGAUAAUUUGGGUGAGGUAAUGAGAACCAAUCAUGAUUCGAACUAUGUCGAAUUGGAUACUCGAUUAAACCCCAAAAACAAGAUUGAAUUAUCAAAUAUACGUCUCAAAGAUGCAAGUAAUGAGCAAUUUUUGGCCAAUACUCAUGGUGCUAUCAAACGAAGGUACUCACAAGCAUUCAAAUACGACCCCUCUGUAUCACACUCCAUCAAUCAGUCAAAAGUCGAUGAUGAUUUACGUUUGAUUAGACGUAAAAUACGUCAUCAAAAUGAGAAAAAGCGGAAGGGAACAACUGCUGACGAGAAUGAUGAUGUGUAUAAUCGCACACUACAUGAUUACUCAGAAGACGAUAGAGAGAAUGAUGAUAGCGACAACAGCAACAACAACAACAACAACAACAACAAUGGAAAUGACAUUGGCAUUGGCAUUGGCAAUGAUAAUAAAGAUGAAUACGAAGUAGUUUUAGAGGACUAUGAUCCGGAAGAAGAAAUGACACCAACUGAACUUGAAGAACGCAAAAUUUACAAAAAUGUAUUGGGUCGUCACGAUCCAAAUGCAUCUAAGUUUAGAAUGUUGGAAUUACCACCAUUGGAAAACUUUCCAAAACUAUAA
This is a messenger RNA of Lodderomyces parapsilosis, 1452 nucleotides long. RefSeq lists its product as uncharacterized. The record is from RefSeq and is a predicted model, not a curated record. The transcript has a single exon. Bases 1 to 1452 code for a protein of 483 amino acids. Lineage: Eukaryota; Fungi; Ascomycota; Pichiomycetes; Serinales; Debaryomycetaceae.